AUGGCCGAAUUCCUCAGCAAGAGAGAACGAAGGAAGAGUCUCAGCGUCUUCAGUCCAUCCUCCACAGCCUCGUCCCCGCUGAUUCGUCCUCCCCAUAUCCGUACACCUUCAGACGAUACCCUGACCAGGGAUAAAAAAGCCCGCCGCAAUUCAGGUUUCUUUGGUCGGGCGCAGAGCCCAAGUAGGAAGACAAAUGGUCCUAAUGUUCUUCGUCGACCAGGGUCAGCAGGAGGGGACUCUGCGGCUUGGUCUGCGGCGAUGUCCUCGACACCCACCCUAGAGAUUCCACGCCCACGCCGAAAAUCACUACAGAAGAAACGCCCCUCGGUCUUUGGUUCAUUAAAAUCAAUGCACUCGGUGGAAGAUGAAGAUCCAUUAAGUGCAUCUGUGGGUUCUUUGGGCGACAAUCAAAGCGUCAUCAGUCCUCGAAACGGCAUUUGGUCUUCCUCAAUCCUCCAUUAUGGUGAAAUCCAGACCACUGGGGGCAUGUGGAAGCGAAAAAGUCAAUAUCUCGUGUUAACUGAUACGCAUUUGGUUCGUUUCAAGAACCAGAGUAAAGCUGCGGAUUCCUUUCCUUCAAUCCCGCCUUCCUAUAACGCCCGUGCUCCGGCGUCGCACCGUCAAUCCGUGGCCUCUAUCAGUUCAAUGCAGGACAUGCAACUGAUGGCCUCUACCGAAACUUCAGCCGGUAUCCCGCUGAAUAGCAUCAUUGCUGUCUACAUGUUGGAGGAUGCACGACUAUCACCUACGGUGGAGGUGGCCUAUCUGGAUGAACGGACGCACAAAGCUUCCUUAAUCCAGAUGCAAACACCUGAUUUUCAAGAGUUGAACCUCUGGAUGGUUGGUAUUCGCCAGGCAGCGCAGUUGACACGAGCAAACGACCCAUUGCCCUUCGAUCGAGGCGCCGUGGAGUAUGUAACCAGGAUGCUGGAACACGAACGAGAUUACGAUCCGGCUUCAUUCCGAAUGUUCCGCGUUAUACAGAUUGCGUCAAGUAAAUCUCCAACACGUUCUUCGUCUGAGGAUCUGACUAAAUUGUCUCCGACGGGUUGUUAUCUGGCAAUUGGCUUGCAUAAAGUGCAUUUGAUCCCGAUGCAGAAAGCGACCAAUCGGUCAUCAGUGGUGUCCCUCUCUGAUAUGGAGACUACUACUUCAUUUGGCUUGAUGAACUUGACUGGUUUAUCUAUGGAAUAUGGAGAUGAUAGUCUGCAUUUAACCUUCCGGGUACCAUUAAGGAAGUCAUUCAACGUCUUCUUGGCUUCUGUCCAUUCUGUAGAGAUCGCGUGCUGGCUUCGGCAACACACCGAGUUCCUACGCCCACUGUGGACCAGGCAGCCGUAUGAAUUUGUCGUGCCACCUGACUUGCGCAACGCCGACAACUUCCCACUCGUACCUUUGGAUGAGGACUACGGUUGUUUUGAUCGGACUUUGGUGGCCUAUUCAGCCAGUUAUGAUGUCGAUACUUCGAACAUUCGCUACACCAUUGACUUGGAAUGCGAAGAUGCUCCGUGUUUCCGCCUCCUCCGGCCAGCCUCCACCAGGGUAUCAAGAUACAAUGCGUUGGAGCUUAUCGCUGUCAUGCGUGCGCUUCGAUAUAAUGAGUCAUUCCGGUCCAUCUCAUUCCGCGGUAUCAACCUAGAUGCCCUCCAAGGAAUCCGUGAUCUCCAUGGGGUGGAUCCCGAUGUUCACCUUGAUAGGUCCGGAUGUCUGGUGGAAAUCCCUGGCCAAGGAAACUUGUCCGUUUUAUCACAGGAAGUACGUGCAUUGGCCCUAAAGAGCACAUGGCUAUGUCGUUUGGACUUUGCUUAUUCUUUAACGCGAACGCCAACUCUGGACAAAGGUAGCCGGGACCCGGGUUGUGGAAUUCCCGAGGCAAUUUUCCCGGUCUGUCGGCGUGGGAUGACCAGUGUCGACUGGGUUGUUUUAAACGGUAUCAAGCUCGGCGAGUCGGAUCUGGAUUAUCUCGUUGAUGCUGCUUCACAGAGCCAGAGUCACCUGCGCGCAUUGGAGGUUGGGGACUGUGGACUCUCUGUACAUGACUUGGAUCUUAUAUUGUCUACUUUGGUGGCACAGGAAUCCACACUGGAGGCAAUCAACAUCUCAGGGGUGCAAGGUCGCCUGAACCCCGAUGUGCUGCAGCAAUACAUUGGAUACUUUGGUCAAAUCCGCAAGAUCAACCUCUCUCGCAUUUCGCGCACAUCUGGUUCGGAGCCGCUGAUCACAGCAGAGAUGCUGUUCAAUUGGCAGCUGGAAGAACUGAUUCUCAGUCGCACAGCCGUCAAUCGUGAGACUGUCGACUCGAUUGCUACAUACUUGGCCAGCGAUCGUUCACGGAACCUUCGUAUGCUUCGACUAGAUCAGUGUGGUCUCAGUGGGGAGGAUGUUGCCAUGUUUAUGCACUCGAUGUCUGCGGGACCAGAUGCUCCGCGCACUCUUCAUUUGCAUGUCAAUGAAAACAGGCUGGACAAUGGAUGUUCCUUCCUCUUUGAUGCAAUUGCUAAGAACGUGACCCCAUCCCAUCUGUCGAUGCAGAUGAUCGAUUUCAAGAAGGAGGAUCAAUUCCGGCAGCUUGUAGAUGCUCUUCGAAAGAACACUACAAUCCGGUACUUGGAUAUUUCCAAGGCAUCGUUGCCUUAUGAUGCUGGUCCUGAUACUUGCAAAGCACUGCAACGCAUGUUUGAAGAGAAUAACACUCUCGAGGCUCUAGACAUCAGCGGCGAAAACGCACACCUCGACGUUGCUCGAUUUGGCAUUGGACUCAACCUAGCACUGACUGGUCUGAAAAAGAACACAUCUCUCAAAGUUCUCCGCAUAGAGCAUCAGAAAUUAGGCCUCCAGGGUGCGAGUACACUGGCUUCUGUUUUGGAAGAUAAUGAUUAUCUGCGCGAGGUACACUGCGAGAACAACGAUAUUAAUCUUCAAUCAUUCACGGUUUUGGUAAACGGUCUUCAGUGCAACCACACUUUGUUACACCUUUCCGCCAUGGAUAGAGACCGGGCUCUAUCGCUUGAUAGAGUACGUCGAGAGGUUGAUAGUGUUCGUUGGGAUACUAGCGCAGUACAAAACUCCACGGCAAAUUCGAUUCGUCGCUCAUUACAUUCGGCGAUGGGCGUUCGGUCUAGUGGGUCGAAUAGUCAUCGCUUGAUUAAGAAUGCACCAGCUCAUUCUCCAUCAUCAUCCUUCGAUUCCACGGCAUUCGCUAGUCAAAAUGUGGAUUUGGUCUUACAAUCUUUGCAACGCAAAUGGGACAUGGAAAUUGUUCGCCUUCAACGAUACCUUUCCCGAAACUACAACAUCUCUCAUGGAAUUGUAGAUUCAGAUGUCGAUGACGGUGCCAGUGACGGACGCCCUGCAACUGCGGCCAGCUUAGGAACCAUGUUGGACAACCUGAAAUUUGAAGUAGCCGUAUCAGCGGAUGAAGUGCACGCCAGUCCCCCCGAGGAGCCUGUUGCGCCUAUUCAACUUCCCACACCAAACCCCGAGUCUCUUCCUAAGACCAAAUUGGAGUCUAAGCGCAAGAUCGGGGGCAAAGCCACUCGAAUGAAAAGUGUGCCUAAUCUUCGGCCUCAUACUUCCCACGCUGCACGUGGAUCUCAUAUUCUUCCUCCUGAGUAUGGUUCGUCGAGUGCAUCAUCUGCUCGUUUGGCAGCGCCUGUUCCUGCAUUGCCUUCAGCGAUUACCAAAGCGAACAGUGUUCGCAGUGCACGCAGCUCUAGUACUACCUCAACCAAUACCGGUAGUACUCGCAGCGCCUACGGUAUGGCAUCCUCUACUUUGAGAGGUUUUCUUACCGGAAGUGCCCUGAAGGACCGUCGCCGAGUCGAGGCGAUGCGUCCUGUUUGUGUCUCAAAUGACAAACCCCCUCAGCUGGACUGGUCACCACCCAAGCUGGACUUGCCGGAGCUCUAG
This is a messenger RNA of Penicillium angulare, 3909 nucleotides long. RefSeq lists its product as uncharacterized. The transcript is spliced from 2 exons. NCBI's taxonomy places the organism in Eukaryota, Fungi, Ascomycota, Eurotiomycetes, Eurotiales, Aspergillaceae. Bases 1 to 3909 code for a protein of 1302 amino acids. The record is from RefSeq and is a predicted model, not a curated record.